UACUCCUUCUCAAAAACGCCCCUUUCGUCGUCGGCGUAGCUCGACGAAGACAAAAUUGCCCAUCAUGGACUUUGACGACAUCGGCAACAAGCUUGCCAACUUGACCAUGUACGACGUCAAGCAGCUCUAUACAGCCGCCAAGAACUAUGCGCUGAACAUUUCCGAGAUCGAGGCAAAGGUCAACGAAGCUACCAGCGAUGACCCUUGGGGCGCCUCGUCGACGCUGAUGCAAGAGAUCGCUUCUGCCACGCACAACUUCCAAGACUUCAACGAGAUCAUGCCCGCCAUCUAUCGCAACUUCAUGGAGCGGGAAGCGCGCGAAUGGCGGCAGAUCUACAAGGCCCUUCAGCUGCUCGAGUACAUCAUCAAGCAUGGCUCCGAGCGAGUUGUCGAUGAUGCCCGGUCUCACCUCUCGACAAUCAAGAUUCUCCGCAGCUUCCACUACAUUGACGAAGCCGGCAAGGAUCAGGGCAUCAAUGUCCGCAACCGAGCAAAGGAGAUCAGCGAGCUCCUGUCGGAUGUCGAAAGAAUUCGGCAGGAGCGGCGAAGGGCGAGGGCCAACAAGGCAAAGUAUCAGGGCGCAAGCAACUCAGACUUCGUUCCGGGAAGUGGCUCGGGUCGGUACGGUGGCUUUGGGAGUGACAGCUACUACGGAGGCUCCGGUGGUGCGGGCGGGUCGAGCAGCUUUAGCGGCGGAGGCGGCGGCGCCCAACGGGAAAGCUUCGACGAGUACGAUGCAGGAGAUUACGAAGAAGGUUCAGCCUCUGCUGGCACGAGAGCUUCUUCACGCCCGUCUGCUCAAGGUGCUGCCAAGAAGAAGGAGCCAGCACCUGCUGCGAAAGUGGCCGACCUGUUCAGCUUCGACGAUGACGACGAUGCCUCGAGCAACCCCGCCCCGCCCGCCCCUUCAAAGGCUCCUGCUGCGUCGACCUCCGCAGCAAGUGAUGGCUUUGACGACUUCGACGACUUCCAAGCUGCUCCUUCUCAGAGCGCUGCAACUGCAACCACAUCUGCACCUGCACCCGCACCUGCUGCUCGUCCGAGCAACACAGCUGCCACCAAGAGCGGUGGCAACGUUUUUGACUUCCUUGGAGGCGACGAGACCGCUGCCGCGGCACCUGCUCCCUCCCGUGGAAGCGCGAGCACCACCAGUGGCAUCAGCUCGACGCCACUCUCGCCCCAACAGCGCCCGCAGGCUUCGCGGAGCACGACGGCCACGUCCACCUCCUCUGCUUCUCAGCAACCCGCGAAGAACUCGCUCAACUUCGAUGACCUCUGGGCUUCCUCUGCCGGCAAGUCUUCAGCGACGGGAUCAGGGGCAGGGGGCGCCAACAAGGGAAAAAUGUCUCUGGCGGAGAUGGCAAAGCAAAAGUCCAACAGCGCCGUAUGGGCCUCAGGUUCAGCACAGCAGCCGCCGUCGACACAGAAGAAGUCGGAUCCGUUUGACUUUUUGUAGAUUGGUAGGACAGUAUGACAAAGAGGGAAGGCGGGCAGAAGAAAAGGAGGGGAAGAGGGGGUCCGCAGCCUGUAUCCAGCCUCCUUUUGCACUCGUCACCUCGAAUCAACUUUCAUCUGAGCUUGAAUACCGUUUGCGAAAUUACCUGGAAGUCGGAAGACGCGUGGAUGAGAACCACC
Molecule: messenger RNA, 1635 nt
Organism: Acaromyces ingoldii
Lineage: Eukaryota; Fungi; Basidiomycota; Exobasidiomycetes; Exobasidiales; Cryptobasidiaceae
Product: ENTH-domain-containing protein
Exons: 4
Coding region: 65-1456 (463 amino acids)
Biological process (GO): endocytosis; Golgi to endosome transport
Cellular component (GO): plasma membrane; clathrin vesicle coat; endosome
Molecular function (GO): clathrin binding; phospholipid binding
Source: RefSeq, a predicted model, not a curated record